AUGGACAAACUCAUUUUACCUGAUAAUCAACCUCUUGACAAUGUACAAACGGAGGCAGAAGAUUUACCUGUUAUUUCACAACGAAUCCACGAUAUAAUAGAAGUGCUUAAUAACUUUAAGGAGCAAGGGGAUCAUGAAAGAGGAAGAUUUGCUUAUGUCGAACAACUUAUUAAAGACAUGGCAACUUAUUAUGGAUAUUCGGAGUUUCUUUUAGAAAAACUUUUUAAUAUAUUUUCUACAUCCGAGGCUUUGGAAUUUUUUGAAGCAAACGAAGUUUCAAGACCAAUUACAAUUCGAACGAAUACAUUGCGAACGCGUCGUAGAGAAUUGGCUCAAUCCCUAAUAAAUCGUGGCGUGAGUUUGGAACCAAUUGGAAAAUGGUCAAAGGUCGGAUUAACAAUAUUUGAUUCAACAGUUUCAAUAGGAGCUACACCCGAAUAUCUUGCCGGUCAUUACAUUUUACAGUCUGCUUCAUCUUUUUUACCCGUUAUGGCAUUAGCACCUCAAGAAAAUGAAAAGAUCUUAGACAUGGCAUCCGCGCCCGGCGGAAAAUCAACACAUAUUGCAGCAUUAAUGAAAAAUACUGGUAUAAUAUUUGCUAACGAUUCUAAUAAAGUAAGAACUAAAGGUCUUGUAUCCAACAUACAUCGAUUAGGUGUUAAAAACACGGUAAUUUGUAAUUAUGAUGGUCGUGAAUUUCCUACUGUGUUGGGGGGUUUUGAUAGAGUUCUUUUGGAUGCUCCUUGUAGUGGAACUGGCGUCAUAUCAAAGGAUCCCUCGAUCAAAAUAAAUAAGACGGAAAAGGAUUUUAUUAUAUUACCUCAUUUACAGAAAGAACUACUUUUAUCAGCCAUUGACUCUGUAGAUUCCAAAUCAUCUACUGGAGGAUAUAUUGUCUACUCCACUUGUUCAAUAACUGUUGAAGAAAAUGAAGCUGUUGUAAAUUAUGCUUUAAAGAAACGUCCCAAUGUAAAAUUAGUGUCAACAGGAUUGGAUUUUGGAAAGGAAGGAUUUACAAAGCAAUAUCUUUCAUCCUUCCCUGAGUCUAACUAG
This is a messenger RNA of Funneliformis geosporum, 1053 nucleotides long. The record is from the annotation of a GenBank genome assembly. Lineage: Eukaryota; Fungi; Glomeromycota; Glomeromycetes; Glomerales; Glomeraceae.